Molecule: messenger RNA, 597 nt
Organism: Dissoconium aciculare CBS 342.82
Lineage: Eukaryota; Fungi; Ascomycota; Dothideomycetes; Mycosphaerellales; Dissoconiaceae
Exons: 1
Coding region: 142-459 (105 amino acids)
Source: RefSeq, a predicted model, not a curated record
UCCAUCAGUGACCCGCCGGUCGAUCGGAGACGCAUUUGUUCACCCUACACUACAGCCCCGAGUACAGUCCAGUCCAGUCUCUCUGACCCAACUGGCGGACGUGGGUGUGUGUGCGUGUCUCUACCCGACCGACGUCUCGUCAUGUUCACUCAUUCAGUUCCAUCCUGCCUAAUAACAGAAACAUGCGCAACACUAUUUGACUGUACAUUACGCUACACUACACCAGACGAUACCACUACACACCCACACCCACACUCACACUCACACACACAUCCAACUCGUUUCCCUCUCACUUUACAAUACCCACAUAACCCUCCUACAUCUGUCCACACCAUCGCCUCAUCAUCAUUCUUUUUCUGGACCCGCUGUGCCAAGCUUCGAUUGAUUCUCUUUAUCUAUCUACGCUACGCCCCGCCCUCCAACCUCACCUAUCAAAGUGUGACUAUCCGACCGGCUUAGACAUCACUUCCUGACGACCUCACCUACUACAUCCCGACAACUCCGACGACUUUCCAUGCGGUCUGUUUGAUCUCUGCCUUUUCAACAACAACCCGUUUCGACUUUCACCUUCAUUUUCAACCAGAAUUGCCGUUUGGA